This is a messenger RNA of Rhizoctonia solani, 606 nucleotides long. Its product is annotated as imidazoleglycerol-phosphate dehydratase. The transcript is spliced from 5 exons. Gene Ontology annotation, biological process: L-histidine biosynthetic process. Lineage: Eukaryota; Fungi; Basidiomycota; Agaricomycetes; Cantharellales; Ceratobasidiaceae. The record is from RefSeq and is a predicted model, not a curated record. The coding region runs from base 1 to 606 and encodes 201 amino acids. Gene Ontology annotation, molecular function: imidazoleglycerol-phosphate dehydratase activity.
AUGGGAGACUCAGCUCGUACAGCAGCUGUCUCUAGAAAGACCAGUGAAACCGACAUUCAGGUUACUCUCACACUCGAUUGCAAUCCGGGACUGACGAAGCAAACUAUCGACGUUUCGACAGGGAUCGGAUUUCUGGAUCAUAUGUACACCGCGCUCGCUAAGCAUGGCCAUAUGAGUCUAACUAUGAAAUGCAAAGGGGAUCUAUGGAUAGACGAUCAUCAUACAGCAGAUAACGCUCUCGCACUAGGACAAGCGUUCCAUGAGGCUCUAGGUGAAGUUCGGGGUAUAAGGCGAUACGGAACCGGGUUUGCUCCCUUGGACGAGGCUCUUUCGCGUGUGGUAGUAGACAUUUCCUCCCGACCCUACUGCGUGGUCGAUCUUGGGCUCAAGCGCGAAAAAAUCGGCGAUCUCUCUUGUGAAAUGAUCCCACACGUAUUCCACUCGUUCGCUAUGGCUGCUGGCUUGACGUUGCAUGUCGAUUGUUUGCGCGGGGAGAAUGAUCACCACAGGUCCGAAUCGGCAUUCAAAGCCUUGGCGCUUGCCCUCAGAGAGGCAACAUCGAGGACAGGUGGCAACGAUGUUCCGAGCACCAAAGGAGUUUUGUAA